AUGAAGUUCUACAUUACAGCUACUGUUAUUGCCGCUGUUCUUGGCCAGGCCUCGGCUCACUCUUGGGUUGAGGAGAUGCAGGUGAUUGACUCGGCUACUGGCAACUACACUGGCGACUAUGGCUACACUCGUGGCUAUGUUGCUCGCACUGAUCCCGGCUUCAACGGUGAUUCUGUCGACUAUCUUGUGCCAGCCCUUAGCUCUGGUCGCACUCGUAUUGACAGCACUGAUCUUCUCUGCCACCCUGAUCAACGCACCUCCAACUAUACCAACCCAGAGUACCCUCGCCUUCAAGUUGCUCCUGGUUCCUACAUCGCCAUGAAGUACCUUGAGAAUGGUCAUGUCACUCUUCCGCAAAACCAGCCUGGCAAACCUAAAGCUGCUGGCACUGUCUUCGUCUAUGCCACCACGAACCCUUCUGACACUGAGAAAAUCGUUGAUGUCCUCAAAUGGAAUACUGCUGGCAAUGGCGGUGACUCGCGUGGCUCCCAGAUUGCUGCUCAGAGCUUUGACGAUGGACGCUGUCAUCAACUCAACUCCGGCACCAUCUCAAUGCAACGCCAAAAGGCUUUCCCUGAUCGUGUUCCUGGCCAACCUGACUCCAAUAUUGAGCAGUGGUGUGAGACUGAUGUUCAUAUUCCUUCGACUUACAAGUCUGGUCAGACCGUUACCGUUUAUUGGGUUUGGCAGUGGCCCACUGAGGCUGGUGUUGAUCCCACUUACCCCACUGGCAAAGAUGAAUACUACACCUCUUGCGCCGAGAUUGACAUUGUU
Messenger RNA from Aureobasidium melanogenum CBS 110374, 774 nucleotides. RefSeq lists its product as uncharacterized. NCBI's taxonomy places the organism in Eukaryota, Fungi, Ascomycota, Dothideomycetes, Dothideales, Saccotheciaceae. The record is from RefSeq and is a predicted model, not a curated record. The annotation marks the transcript as partial. The transcript has a single exon.